Messenger RNA from Caenorhabditis elegans, 2553 nucleotides. It is a transcript of the gene ifp-1, whose product is annotated as Intermediate filament protein ifp-1. The record is from RefSeq and is marked reviewed. Lineage: Eukaryota; Metazoa; Nematoda; Chromadorea; Rhabditida; Rhabditidae. The coding region runs from base 4 to 2334 and encodes 776 amino acids. Gene Ontology annotation, cellular component: cytoplasm. Gene Ontology annotation, biological process: cytoskeleton organization. The transcript is spliced from 10 exons.
CGCAUGGAUUCCGCUAACGCUAGGGAUUGUCUACUACAUCUGGCAAGAGCUAAGCUCUCUGAGCGACAAGACCUUGUUCAGCUCAACGAUCAGUUUGUGGAUAUCAUCGAACAUGUCCACUAUAUGGAAGCUGAGCACACUGCUUUGGAACACGACUACAAUUUGCUAAAAAGUGGAGUCCAGAGCGACAGUAGUGGAAUUAAUGAAAUUUACAAUGUUGAGAUCAGGACUGUCAGAUCGGGAAUUGAAGAAAUUAACCGAAGCCGGCACGAACUACUAAAUGAGCAAACCCAGUUGUCCCAUCAAGUCAAAGAAGCCGAACAACUUUGGAGACACACUGCAAAAUCAGCUUUGGGGGUUCCCAAAGAGGUUGAUGAUGAGUUCCAUAGAAUCUGUCAUAUCAAGAUGGAAGAUUGUAUCACUAAGAGAAGAAUCAAGUAUAUGGAGGAUAAGCUCAGACUGAUCAAACAGAACAAUGGAAGAAUUUUUGAGCAUAUUAAUUUGAUGAGAAUGAGAAAAGAUCAAGCUGUCAGUCUGCAACAAGAAUAUCUUCUUCGCAAGAAUGAGUUGUUGCACAGUAUCCGAAAUAUGGAGGAAGACAACAAAAAGAUUAUCAUGAAUGAGCACAAAUACUUUGUUCGUGAUCGCAAUGCGGAUCGUCACGUCUUCCGCGAUCAACUUCGCAAGGCAAUUGCUGAUAUUCGUGCUGAUUAUGAGGCUAACAGAUUGAGAAACGAAGAAGAAAUUCGAAUUCGCUUGGAAAGGGAAAUCCAUCGAAUGAAUACCACUAUGCCAGGAGUAGUUUGCUAUGACAAACUGAGAGAGGAGCUUUCGAUUGUUAAGAACAAUCUUUCUGGAUUGCAGAAACAAGUUUCUGAAGUUGAAAUCAGAAACAAUUCUCUCACUCAACAAAUUGAAUUCUAUCGUCUGGAAAUUUCGGAAAAUAACAAGCUUUUCGAGGAUACUUUGGAAUUCAAAAUAAAGGAAAUUGAGAAGAUGAGAGAGCAAUGCACUGCCAUCAGUGUUGAAUUGGAGAAACUUUGUGACUUAAACAUUGACUUGCAAAAGGAAAUCGCAAAAUAUCGGGAACUUCUCGACAGAUCUGGAGAUCCUCGUGCAAAUGCGCCAAGUACUCAAGUUAUAGCAAGCGCGCUUAGUCGACAGAACUACAGCAGCAUUUCUGACCACCAUAGCCGAACUUCUUCUGGAAUAGUUCAGCACACUGCUCAUCACGCUGUGAGAGAUUCCUCGUCGUCCAGAACUGGUACCACUAUUCAUGAGACCAUCACUCACACGCCAAUUCCAAUUCCUGCUACACUUCCUGUUCAACCAAUUCGUGAAUAUACUUAUUCGAGGGACGCGAGCCCGAUUCGUCCAUCAUAUACUCCGUACCAGCAGGAGUCUCGUGCUGAUAGCCGAUCUUCUCUCAGGGAGAGAAUUCAAAUCGAGACUCUCCAAGGCACACUUCCGGUUCUGCCAAGCCAUUCGGUUGAAACAAUUCGUGCUUCAGAUAACACCCGAUUAGUGAGAGACCUUAGCGCGGGAGGUCAGAUUAACACAACACAGAUUAACAAUCCAUACGCGUCUCGUACUCCAACUUCAUCGGUCAAUGAUAGGAUUGCAAGCGAACGUCGUGAUAGUGAAAUUCGUCGCAACGAUGCUUUACAUCAACCUUAUCCAAUUGGUGGUGCCGUUCCUCGAGUUGAGCCUACAAUUUUUAAUGAACGUGCUCCCGGUUACACUCAUAUUAAUAGCAACUUCCCGCUAAUUACGCCAGUGACUGAAGGAGCUACUGUCCCCUCAUACUACGAUACUUUUAAUCGGAACUCGAGCCAAAGAGGGCCACAUCAUUCGAGCUAUCAUGCAGCAACAGGCUCAGUGAGCAAUAGCAUCUCCACUACUCUACUCAAUGAAGGAUCAAUUGAACAUAGCAGUAGUUCCGAUAGUGUUGACGAGGACAACUUCCAGAGAUUCACUAGAUGGUACAAGGGGAGAGUGAAGAUUUCGGAUGUGACUGCAGAUUUUGUUCAACUUGUAAAUAGAAGCUCGAAAAAAUCGGCAGACGUUGGUGGCUUCAAACUUAUUCACGAGUUUGGAAACAAGAGCGUAUAUGUUGAUCUUCCAGUUGGAUUGAUCCUUGCACCCAAGGAUAGCUUGAAGAUCUACGCUCGUGGAGCAACUCAUGAAAGAGGAGCAGUUAUUGCUGAAAUUGACUUCUUCGAUACCACCAUCCAUACCAAUACAUCAAUCAGAAACACGAAUAAUGAGGUGAAAUCGUGGUUUGUUUACACGAGCAACACUGAAAUCGGAGAUGCAGACCAUCAUCAUCAUUGAUACAUUACUAAUGCCAAAUUUCUGAUAACAUGAUAAUUCUAACAACAAAUAUAUAUUUUAUUUUCUCUUGUUUUCAUUUUUCACACUUUUUAUCAAGAAACUUCUACUCGUUGCCCCUAUUUUUUUCCACUCACUUCUUGAAAAAGGAAAUAAUUCUUUAAUUCAAUCCCAGUAAUUCGUAUUUCUUUCAUAUUCUGAAUUUAAAAUAAACCUAUUACU